Messenger RNA from Durio zibethinus, 1960 nucleotides. RefSeq names its product Peroxisomal membrane 22 kDa (Mpv17/PMP22) family protein. Gene Ontology annotation, cellular component: cytoplasm; membrane. The record is from RefSeq and is a predicted model, not a curated record. NCBI's taxonomy places the organism in Eukaryota, Viridiplantae, Streptophyta, Magnoliopsida, Malvales, Malvaceae.
ACGGCACUUUCCGAUACUUGCAACGCUGGGGAAACUAGAAAAAACCAUAACAAGUGGUUCUUAAAGUCUUAUUAGGCGCCGAGUCAUAUCUCGGUAGACUCAACUCAAUUCAUUUUCUCCUACAAACUCAGCCAUGGCGUCUCUUCACACGACGAUAUGUCCUCAAAGACUCCUUUCUCUAUCAAAACCACGCAAACCCAUUUCGAGACAGGUCUCAGUUUCCUCAUUAACCACCUCAAAACUCCCGGAGAGCCUUAGUUUCUCGGGAACCAAACAGAAAAAGAAUACCAACAAAAAGGCCAAGUCGGUGGUGGUGAACUCAUUAGCUGAGGAGGUUGACGUGAUACCGGUACAAAGUGAGGAUGUUACUGAUAUGCAAGAAGGAGUUGUGGUGAGUCAGGUGGAGAGAGAAACAGAAGGAGGAGAGUUAGUGAGUCAAGUAGGUGGGUUUGGCAAUGAAGGAAGGUUAUCUUUUGAAGGAUUUUCUUCUUCAGGUUCAGCUUCAGGGAGUGGAUUUGGUGAUGGAGAAGGAAAUCAGGAGGAAAUGGAGAAGCUUAUAGAUAGAACUAUUAAUGCUACUAUUGCUCUUGCUGCUGGUACUUUUGCCAUUACCAAGUUGCUUACCAUUGAUCAUGAUUAUUGGCAGGGAUGGACUCUUUAUGAGAUACUGAGAUAUGCACCUCAGCACAACUGGAGUGCUUAUGAGGAAGCUUUGAAGACAAACCCCGUAUUGGCAAAAAUGCUUAUUAGUGGCGUUGUCUAUUCUCUAGGGGAUUGGAUUGCGCAGUGCUUUGAAGGGAAGCCUCUCUUUGAGUUUGAUCGUACACGAAUGUUCAGAUCUGGCAUUGUUGGCUUUACUCUACAUGGUUCCCUGUCUCAUUACUAUUACCAAUUCUGUGAGGAGCUUUUUCCUUUUCAAGACUGGUGGGUGGUUCCUGCAAAAGUAGCAUUUGACCAAACUGUAUGGGCAGCAGUUUGGAAUAGCAUUUACUUUACAGUUUUGGAAUUUUUGCGCCUUGAAUCUCCAAUCAGUAUUUUUAAUGAAUUGAAGGAAACAUUCUGGCCUAUGCUGACUGCUGGAUGGAAGCUUUGGCCAUUUGCUCAUCUUGUCACUUAUGGUGUUAUCCCAGUAGAACAAAGGCUACUUUGGGUGGACUGUGUAGAACUUAUUUGGGUGACGAUUCUCUCAACUUAUUCGAAUGAAAAAUCGGAAGCAAGGAUAUCUGAGGCAGUGCCAGCAGAAGCAGAUUCAAGUUUGCCUCCGGUUUGUCCAUCUGAGGAGUAAAUAAUGAGAUAAGCUGAGAUUUAAUAGGAGGAUGAUUUCUGGAAUUGACACAUGAGAGCAGAACCCAAUUCUGAGGUGCUUAAUCACUUGCCAAGAGGACUGGUGAAAUGAGGCUCGACAGGCUAGUCAUCGUGCGUAUUGCACAAAAAGGGAAAUUGCAGGCAUAUCAGCGUAUGCUAUGUAAUACCAUCUUCUUUUGAUUGUAUGCAUGAAACUACUUAUACCUUUCGAGAUAGCACGACCACAACUGUGAAAGUAUCAAGGUAUAGUGCUAGAAAAUUUCUAUACGACAUAGAAAUUUUCAUGUAUAAAAAGCAUUUCUCCCAUUAUAAAUAAUUGUUUUCCAUUGAUAAAUCCAAAUAAAUUUCCUUCACCAGAAAUUCUGAAACGUCGCUAGGGAAACAACUGACGCUGGCCACCACAUGUAAAUUCUGGUCCCUGUGAUUUUUUUCAGUUUUUGUUGUUGGACUCACUCUGUCACGGCAAUGUUCCAAUCCUUUGAAAAAGAGUCUGUGAGUUAAGGAAUUGUCAUAUUCGGAUCUGUAAUGGAAGCAUUUGCGAUAGCUAGUCGCGCUUUGAACUCUUUCUCCUGGUCAACAAGCCUUGACAAUGGAGUUCCGAUUCCAUUAACAAUAUGAGAACAGGUGGACUGGAUGGAGGGAAAUGACUCCGGGA